This is a messenger RNA of Rotaria socialis, 717 nucleotides long. Lineage: Eukaryota; Metazoa; Rotifera; Eurotatoria; Philodinida; Philodinidae. The record is from the annotation of a GenBank genome assembly.
AUGUAUGUACUGACUCCACCACUUUUUGAAUUACUUGCUAAACAUAUUCAAUUAACAAAUUCAAAAUUAGCUCGACAGUAUCCAUCUGUUCAUUAUGGUUUACUUAAAACACUUAAUUCACAUUGUGCAGCAGUCUUGUGUUUAGAGAAUCAUAAACCUAGUGAAAACCGUUAUUCCACCUUAAAUCUAUUCUUUCUAAAUAAUUAUUUAGUCUAUUCGAAUGAAGAAGAAAUCGGUAAUUUAUGCUGUCGAUUAUUAAAUAAAAUUGUUGAACGACAACGUGAUCUUGAUGUAUCAUUUUUAGUUCGACUGAAGUUGUUUUUCUUUAUCACAAAUAAAUCUACAUGUUGUGAAUGGCUUAAUCGUUUUCGUAUUCCGAUCAUUUUAACUGCUUUACGAACUGGCCAAUAUGAAUCAGCUGCACGAAAUUCUAAUCAAUAUUUAUUACAUACUUGUUCAUUAGGUCAAGCUGAGGUAUCGGAAUUCGAAUUUGUAAUAAUAUCAUUUGUUCAAUCACUUAUUAAACUGCAUAAUAGUAUGACUAUUCAUGGAAUUUAUGUAUGGUUAAAAAAUAUUCAUCAACUUGAUUGGUCAUGGAUACAAGCUUGUGAACAUGAAGCUGCUGAAAAUCUUGAACAAGCAGCUUAUGAAUAUAAACUAUUCUUAAAUGAACAUUUUAAAAGUCUAUCAAUAAUUAAUGAAAAAAAAACAAGAUAA